GAGCACAGGAUGGGGGAGGAAGGAUUUAUUUAGUCAGACCUCAGUUAAUGCUGUAACGUAGUGAGCGUUGAGGAGCUAGGAGUUCUUCAGCACAGGGAUGAGAAGAGGGCAGCGUUCACACUGAGAUCUGGGGAACAAGUAGAGAGUAAGGACGUCACACAAGGACAACGCUGAGGAAAAUCUGCAAUCGUCAACACAAGUAACUUAGAUGAACGAGUUGCCAACACGGCCCGGGUCUCAGCAGCGAGGGUUUAGGUGACAGGGUUGGACAAAGUUAAGGACGGAAGACUCGGGACGAAAGGUCGAGGGACGGUCUACGUUUGGUUUGAGUUUACAAUUCAGAUUAUGUUUUUCGUGUCAUUACCCGGGGCCGUAGUUCUUUCUGUAGUGCUGUAGACUGGACAUCUGCAGAGGAGAGCGAUGGCGUGGGCUCUCGGAGUGAUUUCCCUCCUCGUGCUGUCCGAAACGUGGAGCCUGGACUCAGAAACUAACCGAAACACCUCUGUGAUCUCUAAUGCUACCUUGUACACCUCCCCUGCCACUAAAGACAUUCCAGUCGAUGUUUCCAAAAAUAAAAUUGUUAACCUGGGGAGUGAUGUUAGCCUGCAGUGCACCAACAAGACCUGGAACGAGAUCAUCUACACCAUCUGGAAAAUCCACCUGAAGGGCAGACAGUGCCAGCUGGGCUUUAGUGACGAAGGCCAGAGUCACAACUUGUGCAACGACAGAAAGUCUCUCCAAAACACCUCCAGCAGCCAAUCGUACCUCCUCAUCCGCGAAUUCUCCAAGAGCGAUGAGGGCAUCUACAACUGUGAACUGUCGUACAAGGGGGGAAGCUUUUCUGCGAAAUUCAACGUCUCGGUCACAGUCCCUCCCAGGCUGUGGGCCAAGGUGGAAUGGAGAGGAAGCCGGAGGGUGGCCGUGUGUUCAGCCACUGAUGGAAAGCCUGCCGCCUCCAUUAUCUGGAGGAACGCGGAGAACGUCUCGUCGGUGCCAGAAGUGACAAGUUCGAGUCAGCCAGACGGAUCCUACAGCGUGACAAGCGAGCUGGAUCUCCCACAGGGUGUCGCUGCAGACAACCUGACCUGUGCCGUCAGCCACUUUUCCUGGGGCGGGGAGAAGAUGGUGAUUCCAGAAAGAGCUUUCGGCGGACCCACGGAGAUUCUUCUCGUCUCCUUGAUAGCGGCCGGCCUCGUCCUUGCCAUUUUUCUCGGACUUUCGUGCUUUGCAGUUAGGAAGCGGAUCAUGAACAGGCAUUACUGCCGAUCCGACGCCGCACCUUCUCAGCAGUCCAAACCUCUUCCGAUGGACGUGGAGGAGGUGGAGCCAUACGCCAGCUACGUUCAGCGAGUCAACUGCAUCUACAACUCCUCCUUAGAACUUUUCAGAUGA
Molecule: messenger RNA, 1392 nt
Organism: Lampris incognitus (smalleye Pacific opah)
Lineage: Eukaryota; Metazoa; Chordata; Actinopteri; Lampriformes; Lampridae
Product: cell surface glycoprotein CD200 receptor 1-A
Exons: 7
Coding region: 421-1392 (323 amino acids)
Biological process (GO): regulation of neuroinflammatory response
Molecular function (GO): signaling receptor activity
Source: RefSeq, a predicted model, not a curated record